Bemisia tabaci is the source of this 751-nucleotide messenger RNA. NCBI's taxonomy places the organism in Eukaryota, Metazoa, Arthropoda, Insecta, Hemiptera, Aleyrodidae. The record is from RefSeq and is a predicted model, not a curated record.
GUUGACAUUUCAGUGGAUGUGUCGCUGCAUGACAUCAGUUUUCCCCCUAAAAGUUCGCAAAAAGCUCGAUUCGAUGCUUUUUUUAAAACCCACUCCUCGAUUUCCCGCCGGGAUUCCAUCAUCAGACCUCGCGCCGACUUUUUUCAACGUUCGACGUCAUUCCCAAUUCCCAUGGCCAGAACAUCGACUUUUGAACUUUUAAAAGUCAGCCACCCUAGGCCCGACUUAGUUAGUUCCCUGUGCGACGUGCAGAAGGAGUCAAUCAGAACUUGGUCUUCUGCUUUGGUCCACUUCAAUGCAAUUGGGAACAUAUUUAUUGGCUGUUUUCUGCGGUUUCUCUUUUGUACCUACCAACGCUCUGUUCUACGUAGAGUUCGAAGGGGUCAAUGAGAAGGGCAACAAGAAUGAUCUUUGGCUUUUCGAAUGCCGGAGAAGAUCUCCCAAGAAACUUAGAUCUGUGAAAGAGGGCAACCCGCAUGCUAUCCACGACCCGUCGGCAAUGGACGGGGUUGAUGACGCAGUAUGGUGGAGGUAUGUUCAUUGCGAGCGGCACACGGAUGAGAAGCGCAUCCGGAACAUCUACAGAACGGUCAACUUCAUCGCUGUUCGGGUUGAGUUGGAUCCGGUGUCAGUCCCUCACGCUGACCCUCCUCGUACUAUCCGUAUUGGCAUCCCUUUUCAGCCUCUAGACUACCCUCCUUUCCGGGAAGAUGUCCAAAAGAUCCAGUACGACGAUGAGAAGGUAAAUUGA